AUGUCCAUUCCGAUUUUGCCUGAUCGUCACAAGGUCAAGUUGACAGUCGUGCGAGAGGCUCCCAAACCACCAAUGAACGCCUGUGAACUUGUCCAAGGUGUAGUGCAUGUUAAAACCUCUGGAUGGACAGACCCUGUUCCGACGGGAGGAAAGGCUGAUGCAGCAUCGGGGUUGAAGUACACUAAAAUACAAGUCCUCGAAACUGAACACAAAGGAAAUGUGAUCGACGUCAUAUACACGCCACUGAAAGGUUUGGAUUUAAAAUACGAUAACAGGUUCGAGCUGGACAUACCUAUUCAUCUCCCCAACAAAUAUGGCCUUUAUGCUGUAAUCCUGGAGGUACAUGACACAGCUGGAAAUAUCAAGUCUGUACGUCGAUUGGUGCUGUAUGACAACUCAUCCAAACUGAUGACAGAUUCCUCAAAACCACUUCAAGUUGUGUCAGCAACACAGAAAUCAAGUUUCAAAUGGCAGACAAACCUGGCACCUGUAUGUAUAGACUGGAAAGGCCGUUACUCCAAUGAUGAAAUGAGGGACAAUAACCUUCUGGAGCCGGUGCGUCCACAGGUAGAAGUGGUGGCUGGAUAUGACCAAACUACUGGAAUCCUUCCUAUUUCUGGGACUCCUAAUGUUGAUGGCAUCGUCGAGGCAAAGUAUUCUGUAUCUGUUGAUUAUGGCGUAAGGUCAAACUGGGAAUUGGUUCCUAACUUCAUCAACCAGUCACUUUGCAUCUCCCCAAAGCUGCUGGAUGGUCAAACUUAUAAUAUUUCAAUAAGAUUUAAAGACAUUGUCAGCAACUCAAUUGAGGAAUCGGUACGUGUCUACAUUGACUCUACUGUUCCCGACAUAUCCAACAUGUGGCUCGUGAAAGAUGGAAACAAGCAGGUGUACGUCCACGACAGCCUCGACCUUUCUACCAUGCUGCUCCAGUUUGAUGUCAGUGAUCCUCACAGCGGCAUUGUGUAUGUAGAGUGGUACCUUGGCACCAAAGACUCGUCAGACGACCUUGGCCAUGGUGUACUGCCAGUUAUAAAACUGAAAGAAAAGUCCUGUCCAUCAAAUUCCAACUGCUACUGUCCAUCCAUUGGAGAGUGUCAGUUUCACAACUAUACUGUAAAGCUGAAUGCUCUUGUGGCAAACAAGACCAAUCAAGCUCAACACAACCAGCCCUUCUUCUUCACGGUCGUAUCAACAAACGGAGCAGGCCUGAAGAACAUCGAUCACAUGGACAUCCUCGUGGACACCUCUCCUCCUGAAGCAGGGACCGUUAAAGAAGGAGCAGUGGACGGACCUGAUGUGGACUACACAAGUGAGGAUACUGUACUGGUCAACUGGGCAGGGUUUAUUGACCAUGAGAGUGGCAUCCAUCAUUACAUGGUCAGUCUGGGCCAGAAAUGUCUGACACUUGAUGUCAUGAAAAACAUUACGGAAGUGAUUACUAUUCCAGGAAGCAUCAAUACAGCACGGUUUAUAAUUCGUGAAGAGAUGAAGAAAUAUUAUGCCACAGUUGUUGCCUUCAAUGCUGCUCUCAGUCCUUCAAUAGCCGCCUGUUCUGAUGGGAUAAUCAGGGAUACCUCACCUCCAUCAGUAUACAAUGUCGUCUUGAGAUCUGCAAAAACAUCAAAAGAACACGUUGUGUGCCUGAAUGGGGAUCUCUGGCUUGUCAAAAGAAAUCUAACAUUACAGCUGUUUCAGAACACCAGUGAAUGUUCACAGAGAUGCAAUUCAAUUUCCACAUCAACCUUUGCUGAAAUAUUCCCCAAGAUUAACAGAAUCUUGAAUGAUACUGAAAUGGCCGACAGCCUCUGUAGACAUCUUCCAUCUUUAGAAGACUCUGUGAUCUUUCUUCCAUCAGACAAGAUAGACCUCCAUUGGAACUGCACAGAAAAUGAAAGCCAGAUACAAGAUUUCUCAGUGGGAUUUGGAUCUGACACGACAACAGUUCAUGACCCAGAUAUUCUGGACUACGCAUCCAGUAAAGGACGCCACUCAUUUAAGAUUAACCAUGCUGGCUUUUCUGGGAAGAACAUGUUCUACGUCUUUCUAAAGGCAGUUAAUAAGGCCGGUCUGACUUCAGUUGUAACUUUUGGACCAGUGAUGAUCGACAAUACACCCCCCUGUUGUUAA
Messenger RNA from Haliotis rubra (blacklip abalone), 2127 nucleotides. RefSeq lists its product as uncharacterized. Lineage: Eukaryota; Metazoa; Mollusca; Gastropoda; Lepetellida; Haliotidae. The record is from RefSeq and is a predicted model, not a curated record. The transcript has 3 exons. Bases 1 to 2127 code for a protein of 708 amino acids.